AUGUCCCAACAGCGAGAAACCUAUACGACCGGCUCCCCUCCUCGUACGCCCCCUUCCCAGACCGCAAAGUAUCGUCCCAAACAAAAGUACCCGGCCCGGCCCUCGAUCCGAGAUACUUUCCCCGAUGCCAUGGACAAUGCGCCACGGGUCAGCGAGUCUGGCGAUGAUCGCGACCCGCAUGAUCUAUCGCUGUCACCCCAGCACGCUGCCCGUACCUCCAUUGUAGACAAUAUGCUCCUUUCGCUUGAUCAAUUCGGUGCCCCUGAUUCAUCCGUCAUGGACGACUACCGCUUGUUCAAUUCCGCCAUGGACGCCGAACCUCAUGGCCGGUACCGAGGACAUACCUUCUCUUCUUCAAUGUCGUCCGAUGCAGAUUAUGGUUACGAUGAUGGUAGCAGCCGCUAUGCGACCAUUACUGCCAAGGGCCGCCGAAGUAAUAGCAGUUCCAACUACACAUCAGUUCCAAGGCGGAUGGGCAGUGGACGCAGUCGCGAUGCAAUAGGCCCCAGAAGUGGCGCAGGAACCAUGCCGAGGGCGGCCGAUACGAGGAAAGGAAGCAAGGGAAGCUCAUCGACAGCGGACUUCACAUAUGGAAUGCCCAGAGGCCGAGCAGACUCAGAUGCUCUUGACCGACGCUCCGCUAGCUUUGACUGUGGCCCAAAGAAAUACAACCCCUAUGCUGAAGUCCCUAUCGCUCAAGAAUCGUAUCUUUACGAUGAUGAUGCAGCACCGACACCAAGCGUACCAGCUGGACCACGCAAAUUCACUGACUACAGGACCCCGACGGGGCCUACGUCAAGGACACCGGUGGCAUCCCGGCGAAACAGUGUGAAAUCAGCCCAGGCCCCACAAGUCCGCAAAGCGCGCCCCGAAAACAUCGGCACUGGAGUUCUCAAGCCACGAGACAAUGACUUUGAAUUCUCGGGCGAAACGGAUCUAGAUCCCCCCCCCCCAUUUCGGCGACGCUGGAUCCUCCGGCACCUAGCCCUACUAUAUCAUACAACAAACCAGCUUUCCCCCCCGCCAGAACCGCCAGCAGUGACCACAACUACGACAAUUACCACGAACAAUACUAUUCCGGCUCCAGCCCAAGGACGACCGGGAUUUUUCCGACGUGUAUUCGGCUCAUCUAAGACCGCUCCUGCAGGUCCUGGAGAUUCCCCAAGCUCCAACGUGAGUGAUCUAUCUUAUCUCCAGGAAAAUGAGCCCAAGGAUUCGACCGGGACAACAGUCAAUCUGAAAGGAAACAAAUUGCAAACCCCGAGGAAUCCUCCAGCUACGGCUUCAAGCCCAACCCCCAAUCGGCAAGGAAAUCAGCAGGUAGUAAACAAGAAGUCUUCGUUCUUUCGCCGGCGAAAGAAGUCUGUGACUGAUAGUAACAUUCCACCGCCGAUCGUUCUACCUCAAAAUAUUGCACCUCAUACGCUGGACACAAUGAAGCCAGCACCCAGCCCAGUGAGCAGCUUGCGACAAGUCAUGGACCCCUAUCUUGCAGACGGCAUACCAGGCAGACAUGAUGGCAAGGAGAACCGUGCAGGAAACCUGCAGGCGCAGAAACCUAGAGAGAGCGUGUCAGCUCCUGGGGGCAACGCGAAGAAGGUUAAUACUCUCCAGCCUCCCAGCACCUCCCGCGGUCAGGAUCGAUCGGCGCUAGCAGAAUGCAGCGGCAUUGAUGAUCAAUCUAUACGAAGUGGGGAUGUCGAGUCCACCGCAUAUGCAGAUCCCCCCUUGCCGGAGAAGGGGCCAGCUAGUGCAGCCAACACGCUCUCACCGGUCGUAGAGCAAUUUUCACGGACCAUCAAAGUGACCACUACCAAAACUACAACUACCGUGGAUGCCUCACAAGAAAGCUUAACUGGAACAUCUAAGUUGGCUCUUCCGUCAGACAAUAACGUGCCGGAGUCACCUGCUGUCUCAGAAGCUUCCCACUAUCAAACUGCUUCCACCACACCAGUGAUUGAGUCAGAAGAGCCAAAAUCAGCUUUUGACGAUACCGAGGAUAAAAUGGACGGACCAGGUGAGGCUGUUGAGGAUGGGCCUACUGCAUCGGAUCGUGAACAAGCGCAGAAGCUUUUUGAGAGUCAAGAUCAGGUGGUUGGCAGUGAACCUGCUGCCGCAUGGCUUGGUGAUCCGGAUCGAGCCAGUGUCCGCGAGGCCUAUAUGCGACUUUUCAAUUGGUCCAAUCUCAAUAUUCUGGCUGCGCUGCGUGCUAUGUGUGAACGGCUAGUGCUCAAGGGAGAAACCCAACAAGUUGAUCGAGUGUUGGAUGCCUUUUCCACUAGAUGGUGUGAUUGUAACCCUAGCCAUGGCUUCAAGGCUACUGAUGUCGUUCACACAAUUUGCUAUUCCAUUCUUCUGUUAAAUACCGAUCUACAUUUGGCCGACAUCGACCAGAAAAUGACCAAAUCCCAAUUCGUGCGAAACACUAUGCCCACCAUUCAUCGAGUUGCUAUGGAUGCAGCGCCAGAAGGGUUCGACACACUGCGUCCUGUAAAUCGCACUAAGACAUCAGGCGCUGAUUCAUCACACUCCGCACCGUCGUCUGCUCGCUCUCCAACUUUCCCACCCGAUGUUGCUCGUGGUUCCUUGGAUAUGGACAACGCAGGUCGAAGUACCACGGAGGCUAACCACGAGGCUGGGCCCUUGGUCAACAAUCCGUUUAAUGGAACAGUUAGAGCGUGGGAGCAACAAGUAGAGGCUGUUUUGAAAGACUUCUACACCUCUAUUCAAAAGGAGAGGCUUCCACUUCAUGGUGCUCAACCAGGACGGGAGGUGUCUCGCAUGUCCUCAAAUAACUUCCUGACCCCAUCUACCAGCACACUUCGCCGAAGUCCCAGCACUAUCAGCAAAAGUGGCUCAGAUAUCUUCCCUCGCGGCCGAACGGCCGAUUCUCGUCACGGCACUGCAAGGUGGUCGUCAAAACCCCGUUCUCGAGCUGGAAGAUUAUACCCCUCAUCCAUGAUGGGCUCAAGUCGAACCAGCUUGGACGAUCAAUCUUCUGUUUGGAGCCCUGCUGGAUCAAGUACUUGGAGCAAGUACUCUUUGGGCAAAUUCACGUCGGCAUCUGUAGAUUCAUUUGGAUCGGAAUAUCCACGCGGCGAAUACCAGCAGUCCAUCGGUUUUGCCAAUGCUUUGAGCCAAGCCAUCAUCCGGGAAGAUACCGCCUCUUCUUAUAGCUACGAAGAAUCUGAGCGAAAUACCCCUCUCCUCGAAGAUGACACUUUAGCCUUAGCUGGUGCUCCUUGGGCCAAGGAAGGCAGCGUGAAACACAAGCAUCACCUGGAUGCCGUAGACAAGCGCGCCAAAGACCGUAACUGGAAUGACUGCUUUGCGGUCAUCCAGCAGGGUUGGAUGCGACUAUUUUCAUUCAACAACUCAACGAAAUCCAUGCGGCAAAAGGCCAAGCAGCGUGGGGGUGUUGUGGUUGGUGGAGGAAACUGGACAGAGAAUGCAGAAGAGCUGUGGAAGUUCAUGCUUCGUCAAACCAUUGCCAGCGCUCUUCCACCUCCUGGGUAUUCAAAAUCCCGCCCUCACGUCUGGGCCUUGAGUCUGCCCACUGGAGCCGUCCACCUGUUUCAAGCUGGUACACCUGAAAUCGUCCGUGAAUUUGUUUCCACAGCCAACUACUGGAGUGCUCGUUUAUCCAAGGAACCUCUUGUAGGUGGUAUCAGCAACAUCGAAUAUGGUUGGAGCGAUGCCGUCAUCAACAGUGCCCUGAUCAAUGGCGGGGAAGAUCGAUCGGACCGGUCACCACCACCAUCCUCGGGCGCUCCUCGCCAGAGCAUCCAGAGCUCGAUCCGUAGCUCAAUUGAUCACCAAAGUGUGCGACCUAAGUUGCCUGCAGACCGAGUCCACAUCAGUGACUGGAGCCCUCCCCAGCAGAGCAUGGUGGCCUCACACCAGCCCGAAGAAGAACAAUUGAAGUCGCUACAGGCUUAUGUCAAGAAUGUUGAAGAUGACCUUCAAAGACAUAAUGAAUUGCGUCCGGCUAUGAACCUGGCUUUCUCACCACGACACCCCAACUCCGCCAAAGCCAUGACUAAUUGGGAACGGAAAUCAUCCUAUCUCCUGCGGGAAAUUGUUAAAUUCCGAACCUACAUCGAUUCUCUUCGCAAUGCCAUCAACCAAAAACAGAAGAUCUUCGCAUCUUCGAACAACUUAAAUACCCCACCGGCUGAUGCCGAAAUCCCCGAUCCGAUAGCAGAGCCUACUGUCUCGACCUAA
Messenger RNA from Penicillium angulare, 4224 nucleotides. Its product is annotated as Sec7 domain protein. The coding region runs from base 1 to 4224 and encodes 1407 amino acids. Gene Ontology annotation, molecular function: guanyl-nucleotide exchange factor activity. NCBI's taxonomy places the organism in Eukaryota, Fungi, Ascomycota, Eurotiomycetes, Eurotiales, Aspergillaceae. The transcript is spliced from 2 exons. Gene Ontology annotation, biological process: regulation of ARF protein signal transduction. The record is from RefSeq and is a predicted model, not a curated record.